CUUCUCUUGAGCUUUUCCUCCAUAUGUACAAGGUCUUACCCGGGGGUAGUAACUGUCCAGGCUUCGUCUAUUUCCAUUCACGCAACAAGAGGAGUUUUGUGACCGAUCUUCCUCCUAGCCAUAAGAAAUGGAAACGAAGAUUUGUUUUCAUUGAGUUCCCUUCUGACCAAUUCCCUUUCACUAACCCUGAAUGGGCUGACCGGGUGGUAAAACCUGAAAGGGUUCACCCGGACCCCACUCCCGAGCUUGAGGACGCCUGUGAGAAACUUCUCAAGGGUGAUCCUGUGACCGGGAAACCUUACACCUAUGGAGGCUGGGUGUACCGGUUGUCCAACCCGGAUGGGGCUAUGUCUGCGACCCAUGACGUAGAAGAUGACCAGGCCAACUCCCUGGAUGGUCAUGCUGAGGGCAGUUCUCCUCAUCCAGACAUGGAAUUCACCCGGUUUGUCAACCUUGAUGAUGAUGAUGAUGAAGUCCUCCAUGGCGGCCAGUCCCCCAAUAGCAACCCGCCUUCUCCUCCUCAAAACCCUGGGAUGGAAGGGGCUUCAUUUGCCCGGUGCACUUCCCUUGACGAUCUCAUCCGAGAUAAGAAGGUGAAGUCCCCUUCGGCCACCCAUCUCUUCGAGGAUGACCGGUUUGACUCUCUUCAGGACCAUAUCAAAUCUAAGCCUAAGGAGGCCGGUCAAUCUUCUUCCCGUGCUAAGGGCCACAAAAGGAAAGGGUCCCAUAAGAGUUCCAAAGAGGGCAAGAAGAAGAAGACCGGGUCGCUUGAUCUGGAGGGGGAGUCGGUUGAAGAGGCCUUCCUUGCAUUGACCAGAAGGCUCCAAAAGUCCCCUCAACUGAAUCUCCUGCUUGAAUCGGCCAAGUCAGAAAUAAAUGACCUGGUCGAGAGGGAGAGACGGUUAGAGGUAGAGCUGAGGAUUGAGAGGGCCAAGCUUGAGGAGGAAAGGGCCUUGCUAGAGGAGGAGAGGGCAAGAUCUGCUCGUUUGGAGGAGGAAGGGAAUAGGAAGGUUGCCGAACUUGAGGAGGCGUUGGCCCAAGUGGAAGAAUCUGCCCGGGCAAAGGAGAAGUCUUUUCCUGAUGAUGCUGCGACUUGGGCCGCCUGCCACCACAUUGAAGUUGCCCGGUCCAUUCUCACCAAUCCGGAGGACACCAUGGACUUUUUCAAAGUCAUGUAUCAGGAGCCGGAGGGGAAGAGAAUGAUUACUGACAUUGGGUCUUACGGGUUCUAGUGUGGCCAAAAAGAGGAAAGGUCCCUCCUCUAUACAAGGCUCCAGAAGAGGGAUCCUUCAUUUGACCCGGUCAAGAUGAAGCUGCCUACUUUAUACAAGGAAGAGCCAACCCCCCUUUCCCACUACAGUAGGUUAGGGUAUUUUU
Messenger RNA from Cuscuta campestris, 1377 nucleotides. Lineage: Eukaryota; Viridiplantae; Streptophyta; Magnoliopsida; Solanales; Convolvulaceae. The record is from the annotation of a GenBank genome assembly.